Microdochium trichocladiopsis is the source of this 417-nucleotide messenger RNA. RefSeq lists its product as uncharacterized. The coding region runs from base 23 to 232 and encodes 69 amino acids. The transcript has a single exon. NCBI's taxonomy places the organism in Eukaryota, Fungi, Ascomycota, Sordariomycetes, Xylariales, Microdochiaceae. The record is from RefSeq and is a predicted model, not a curated record.
GGCUUGUGCCACUUGCGGCCACAUGGUAAAGAUCUGCAUGGGCAUGGGUGGUAGUUUCGGGCGCCACACUGAAUCGAUCGACUCAUGGGUCUGGCGCCGCCUCGCAGAUGAGGAGUGUCACUCGAUUUGGCGUCCACGUACCACGACGUACUCGACAUUGUCCGUGUCUACCAGGAAGCUAAACCUUGUGUAUGUGACCUUCCAGUCGGGUGAUAUGGCAAGGCACUGCUGAGACAGAGGAGUGCCAAGAUCUGUUCUUACGGGCAAUAACUAUGCGCGUGGGUCGUCCCGCAAGCCAGGACACGUUGUGCGACGCGACGAUGGAGGAGGGGACAAGCCAAGCAAAGACAGUGGUGGGUUAUGCCAUGUGAUCAGAGUCGUAGGGACUUUUUUCAUGAACCAAGAAGUCUAGCCAGG